Messenger RNA from Toxoplasma gondii ME49, 883 nucleotides. RefSeq lists its product as hypothetical. The record is from RefSeq and is a predicted model, not a curated record. Bases 77 to 883 code for a protein of 268 amino acids. The transcript has 9 exons. Lineage: Eukaryota; Apicomplexa; Conoidasida; Eucoccidiorida; Sarcocystidae.
UCCCAAUGCCACUCGUGCAACGAAGACGUCUCAGUACGUAAUUGUCAAUCAGAGUCACACCGCAGCUACGACUAAGAUGGCGAAGAGAGUGCUUUUCACAGUGCUGGCUGUAGUUGUUCUUCAGUAUGUCAUUGAGACCACCUCCCUUAGAACAACACAGAAGUCCCUCCAUCCUGAAUUUAGCAACUCGUACGAAGAAACGUUUGCUAUGACCGUCGAUUAUGAAAGAAUGAAAUCUAAUGUGUUCAAUACAAAGUCGGAUAUAUUGGUUGUGACGAAACCCAAUGGGAAGGUCAAAGUCCCCUUCAGCUCGAACGAAGAAGGAACAACUGUUGUAGUGCUAGCAGAGGGCAUCACUCUGACUAACGUUGGAGGGGCUCCGUCAACAACAAUUUGGGCUUUCGCACCGCUCUGCUUUGAAAAAACAUACGGGAACCCUGGGACGGCGUCAGUGAAGGGGCCCUUCUCAUACCGUGCGAAGGAGAUCAACGGAGACAUCGGUCCGAAAAUGUACAGGGGCAUCUCAACGCAAGUAACGCCCAGCAUGAAAUGCAACACGCUGUACCCACAUCUUCCGUUGAAGGAGCGCGUAGAACUGUGCACUUUGAACCAGCAAAGACCGGGAAGUGGCCUUCACGAGUGGAUUACUGUGACUGAAACACAAGAGAUUCCGAAAGCAUCCAGCAGACGCACAGGAGAGUUGUGCCCCUUCGUGCAGAGUGGAGACAUAUCUGAAACAGCUCGGCCCGCGUCGUAUCUACUGGGGAAGCUAAGCCGAAAGUUCGAAAAAGAAAGCGACCGUUUUACCAGAGAUAUGCUCGAGGCUGGUGCUGACGUCUACCACACAGCAGAGGCCUACCGAGCCGAAGGUCAGACAACCUAG